This is a messenger RNA of Cottoperca gobio, 4162 nucleotides long. RefSeq names its product voltage-dependent calcium channel subunit alpha-2/delta-4-like. Gene Ontology annotation, cellular component: voltage-gated calcium channel complex. Bases 1 to 3321 code for a protein of 1106 amino acids. The transcript is spliced from 40 exons. The record is from RefSeq and is a predicted model, not a curated record. Lineage: Eukaryota; Metazoa; Chordata; Actinopteri; Perciformes; Bovichtidae. Gene Ontology annotation, molecular function: voltage-gated calcium channel activity.
AUGUCGGGAGUUGGAAGCAGGAUGGAGGGCAGGACGCCGGGAAUAAGGAAGCUCCUGGGGAUUCUGGGAUUUUUCUGCUUUUGGAUUACAGCUCAGGCUCAGAUGAAGAUCCCACCGGAGACGGUGCAGCAGUGGGCGUCUGUGUUCUCCGUCCAGCUUCGAGAGCUCAGCACUAAAUACUCCGGCUCACUGCUGCUGCAGAAGAAACUGAAGGAUGUGGAGUCCAUCAUCAAGAUCGUGCAGGUGAACGGAAACGACCUGGUGAAAGAUUAUUCGGAUGAAAUCGAGCGAAUGUUGGGAAGCAAGAUGAAGUCCGUGAAGAGGUUAGCGGAGUCAGCAGAGGACGCCGACCUGUACCAUGAGUUCAACGCUUCAUUAAAGUUUGAUUACUACAACUCGAUGCUGAUCAACACGAUGGACGAGGACGGGAACAGCGUGGCGCUGGGCUCCGAGUUUCCCCUGGAGGAGAACGAACACUUCAACAACCUGCAGGUGAACAUGCUGCUGAGCGACAUCCAGAUCCCCACCAACGUCUACAACCGAGAUCCCAACAUCCUCAAUGCCAUCUACAACUCCGAGGCGUUAAACGACAUCUUCAUCGGUAACUUCCAGAAGGAUCCGACGCUCACCUGGCAAUUCUUCGGCAGCUCCACCGGCUUCUUCCGGAUCUACCCCGGUAUUAAAUGGACGCCUGACUCGAACGGUGUCGCAGCUUUCGACUGCAGGAACAGAAACUGGUACAUCCAGGCAGCCACGUCUCCCAAAGACAUCAUCAUCAUGGUGGACAUCAGCGGCAGCAUGAAGGGGCUGAAGAUGACCAUCGCCAAACACACCAUCAACACCAUCCUGGACACACUGGGAGAGAACGACUUCGUCAACGUGAUCGCUUACACAGACUACGUUCGCUACGUGGAGCCAUGCUUCAAAGGGACUCUGGUCCAGGCCGACUUGGACAACAGAGAGCACUUUAAGCAGCUGGUGGAGGAGCUGCAUGUUAAAGGAGAAGCAAAGAUCAAGAAUGCCAUGAAGGAAUCCUUCAAAAUCCUCAACGAGGCGAGGGUGAAAGGUCAGGGCAGCAUGUGUAACCAGGCCAUCAUGCUGAUCACAGACGGAGCCAUGGAGGACUUCGAGUCCGUCUUUGAGGAGUUCAACUGGCCGGAGCGCCGGGUGCGAGUAUUCACCUACCUGAUCGGCAGAGAGAUGACCUUCGCUCAAAACACAAAGUGGAUCGCCUGCAACAACAAAGGUUACUACACACACAUCUCCACGCUGGCCGACGUGCAGGAGAACGUCAUGGAGUAUCUGCACGUGCUCAGCCGACCAAUGGUCAUCAACCACAACCAUGACAUCAUCUGGACGGAGGCCUACAUGGACUCUGUGCUUCCGAACACCAAAGAGCUCUUCACCACCAAAGCUCAGAGUCUGCUGCUGAUGACGUCGGUGGCCAUGCCGGUCUUCAGCAAGAAGAAGGAAACGCUGUCCCAUGGGAUCCUGCUUGGUGUGGUCGGCUCCGACAUCCCACUGAUGGAGGUGAUGAAGCUGGCGCCCCGAUACAUGCUGGGAGCUCACGGCUACGUCUUCCUCAUCACUAACAACGGUUACAUCCUGGCGCACCCUGACCUUCGACCUCUGUAUAAAGAUGGAAAGAAACUGAAGCCGAAGCCGAACUACAACAGUGUGGACAUGUCUGAGGUGGAGUGGGAGGACACAGAGGAGACGCUGAGAACGGCCAUGGUGAAGGGAGAGACCGGCAGCAGCAGACUGAGCAUCAGAGCGUCGGUGGAUAAAGGGAAACGGCCUCUGUACCUCGUCAACGACUACUUCUACACAAACAUUGAUGAGACACCUUUCAGCUUCGGCAUGGCGCUGACGAGGGGUCACGGGAAUCUCAUGUUCUUUGGAAAUGUGUCUGUGGAGGAAGGCCUGCACGAUCUCACCUCCCCAGACCUGAGCAUCGCCAGCGAGUGGAUCUACUGUGAGACGGACACCGACCCGAGCCACCGGAAAUACUCUCAGCUUCAGGCCGCCAUCCGCUACCUGCUGGGGCUGGAGCCCGACCUCGAGUGCGAUGAGCUGUUGCUGCAGCACACGCUGUUUGACGCGGUGGUCACGGCGCCGCUGGAAGCCUACUGGAACGCCCUGAUGCUCAACGACAGGGUGGAGCCAGGGAUUGAGACGGCCUUCCUCGGUACUCGUGCCGGCCUGAUGAGGAUCAUGAGAUACGCAGGAGUGGAGGCCAGAGAGGCAAAAACGUUUCUGACGGCGGCUGAUAAAGACAACCUGUUCACCAUCGAUCACUUCCCCCUGUGGUACCGCCUGGCUGUGGAAAACACUCCCGGGAGCUUCUACUACUACGCCGUCAGCGACAAAGGUGGGAAGUACAUCAUCGCCACGACGGCAGUGACCGUGUCGUCCGAAGGGAAGACGGCCAUGGCCGGAGCUAUCGGGAUACAGAUGUCCUUGGAUUGGCUGGAAAAGAGGCUCUGGGCCAUCGCCAAGCAGCCCAGCGACACAGACUGUUCCUCCAUCGAAGGCGUUUGUCCUCUGAGCUGUGAGAGCGCCGAUCUGAACUGUUUCCUGGUGGACAACAACGGCUUCAUCCUGCUCUCCAAAGAGAGGAGUGAGGUUGGUCGAUUCUUCGGCGAGGUGGACGGGUCUGUGAUGGCGUCGCUCAUCAAGAUGGGAAUGUUCAAAAAAGUGUCGUUGUUCGACUACCAGGCAAUGUGUAAGAACAGUCAUCAUCACGCCAACAGCGCCCGGCCUCUGCUCAGCCCCUUUUAUGGCAUCGCUGCGUUGCUGAGAUGGUUCUUCUCCAACGCUCUAAUGUUCCUGCUGGACUUUAACUUCUGUGGUCUCUGGCACUCGGAUUAUUUUGUGGACGCCAAGGCUGGCUAUCAUACAAGUCAUAAGCAGAGGAAGGUGGACGCUCUGCAGCCCUGCGACACGGCGUAUCCCGGCUUCAUGUACGACUCGUCUGUCAGAGAAGCCAACAGCCUGAUCAAGUGUGGGCGCUGCCAGAAGAUGUUCGUGGUGCAGCAGGUUCCUGACAGUAACCUGGUGAUGGUUGUUACUCAGGCUGACUGUGACUGUUCCCGUCAGUAUGGACCCAUCCUGCUGGAGCCCAAAGAGAUCAAAUAUAACGCCACAGUGAAGUGCAACAGGAUGAAAUCCCAGAAGGUGCGGCGGCGUCCGGAGUCCUGCCACGCCUACCACCCGAAGGAAAACGCGAAGGAGUGCGGCGGGGCGGCGGCCAUCUUCCUGUCGCUCUGCGUCUUCUCGGCCUCUCUGCUCGCCUCGUCGCUCCUCCACCAUUGGACGUAAAGAACGGACCAAUCAGGAAGCUCCGAGGAAAGGGGGACAAAGAAACCAAAGGACGAUUUUUACUUCCCACGAGACGCCGGACGUCAGAUGCUCAGUGCGGGGAGAUGAACUGUUCCGCCGCUUUACACUUCCUGGACUUUAAACCGACGCAUCAAAGCUGGCGGACGUGCCGCGUGUUGCCGCUCGCACAAUGUUGCGUCUUUCUAGCUUUUUUUGAUACAGAAUUGUUGUUUACGAAGUAGUUUUACUUUCAAAUCAUUUACAAGUUCUUUGUUUUUUUAAAGCGACAUUUUCAGCUCUUCCCGAAGGUCAAAGGUCAACAGGAAAUACAGCGGCCAAAUGUUACCGGAACAUUUCGAGGUGACUUCCUGCAGGACUGGACUUUAGAGCUGAAACUGAAACACGGGAUACAAACAGACUAAAGAAAGUCUUCGUCUGUUUUAAUCAUCAAGAAACUUAUUUGUCAUUAUUCAGAUGCAACGUUUUAAUGUCUCAACGUCCUGAAAUACAUUUAAAUGUUACGUUUAAAUAAUCUCGACUUCUUUGGAAUAAUUAGUUUUUAUCAAAUGUCGGCCAUUUUGAAGCUGCAGAUCUUCUGAUCCUCGACGACGCGUUACCGGACGCGUUCGGCGUCAGAUAAUAUUCUCAUCUUUUAUAAAUAAGUCACAUUAAUGUUAAAUAAAUCGUGUACGAGCCAUAAAAGCAAUUUGUUGGUUUAACAUUUGACUUGGUGACGAAACUAAUAAAAAUAUAAUCAUUUCUGUUUUAUACAGUUUGUUAAAGGGAACUUGUUUUUUAUUGAUUCUUAUAAUUGAUCAUUAACAACUCUGCUGAAACUAAU